Messenger RNA from Fundulus heteroclitus (mummichog), 1075 nucleotides. RefSeq lists its product as uncharacterized. The transcript has 4 exons. NCBI's taxonomy places the organism in Eukaryota, Metazoa, Chordata, Actinopteri, Cyprinodontiformes, Fundulidae. Bases 56 to 709 code for a protein of 217 amino acids. The record is from RefSeq and is a predicted model, not a curated record.
ACUUAUGGGAAAGUUUUAAAAUUGAAAGAGUAAAAUAUGUUUUUGUAAAUGAAACAUGGUGGAAUGGAGAUUAUGUAAUGGAGUGCAGAUAGCUACAGUAGCCACACCUCACCUCCAGUCAUCCACACACCUUGACAACGCCCUGGGGGAGGUUCCCAGUGGAGAACAUAAAAACACUGCAUUGUCUUUGCUUAUUCACUUUGACUUUGUUCACCUUCACAUAUUUCACAUCUCAGUCAUGGCAGCAGUAAUGUGUGUCAGAAACGGCAGAGGAGGCAGAACCAGAACCACAAAAGGCCUCCUCCUGAUUUGCACUCUGUUCAGUCUGGUCUGCUUCACAAGGUCCCAUUUCGACAAGGAACAGCUGAAACAGUUUAAGGACAACGUGCAGCACUUAAGGAAACAACUCCAGAACGUGAAGGACAAUCUUAAGACCACAAUUGAACUCAGUUCCCAGAAGGUGGAAUACUACAGCGAAAUUUUGGAUUCGCUGACAGAAAUGAAGAAGGAUUAUGAAAAUAGACUUCCUGAUUACCUGCUUCCAUCGGAUGAUAAUCUGAACAAUGUCAAGAGUACUCUUGAGAAAACCAAGGCUGAUAUCAAGAUGAACACCCUUGAUUUGGGUAAACAGAUAGAAGAUCUUGAAGAGAAAAUCGGACAACAAGAACUGUUGAUUAAGUUGAUUGAAGACAUGCAGGCUGAAUUAUAGCUACCCUAAUCUAUUUAUCUUUAUCUUUAUUUGAACUUUGAAAUAUGAAAGUUUGUUUAAGACAAAAUUACCAACAUGCUUGAUUGAAAUAUGUUUGUUAACAAAAAUAUUUAAGUGUUGAAAGCUGUGCCUGUAUUAACAUUUUAAAUGAUAACAUGUUUACAAACAGGUAAAGAUUACUUAAAAGCAUUAACAACUUGCUUGUUAAGAUGUAAUAGCUCUAACACUGUUUUAACUGAAUGUGUCUUUAAUUUGUUAUGCUUAAUCAAAGGAAAUCAAAUAAUCCUAGUUUAUUUUACAGAAAUCAAUAUAGCUGAUAAUUGUGAUUCACUGGAAUAGUGACAUUUCUCUAAAUAAAGAUGAAUU